Messenger RNA from Acanthochromis polyacanthus (spiny chromis), 1118 nucleotides. RefSeq names its product opsin-3-like. The transcript has 2 exons. The record is from RefSeq and is a predicted model, not a curated record. The coding region runs from base 489 to 1031 and encodes 180 amino acids. Lineage: Eukaryota; Metazoa; Chordata; Actinopteri; Pomacentridae. Gene Ontology annotation, biological process: visual perception; G protein-coupled receptor signaling pathway. Gene Ontology annotation, cellular component: photoreceptor outer segment; membrane. Gene Ontology annotation, molecular function: G protein-coupled receptor activity.
CCCUGCCUUUAAAACGGCAGCAUCGCAGCGCUUACACAACAGCGCUCAUCCCGCACGACUCUCCACGGCCAGCACGGAUUACAGUCAACCCCGAAGUGGUGACCUGAAGGUACCAGAGUUCCUCCAAACAUCCAGCAAACAGUCACAAAGACAGGUGGAGGGGCUAAUCAGCUUGGAUGAAUUGUGCCAGUUUAGCCAGAGCGCACGGAGAGGAGCCGGUGCGCGCUUUGAGGCGGUGAAUACGGAGGAGGCGAUGCGUAAAAGGUAACAGGUGGCGCUUUAUGGCACCACUGAGCGUUUCCAGCCUUUUGUGUCAGUUUUCUAAGACCGUGUUAGCAGCUAGUUGCUCUCAGAGUCAGUGGAGGAAAGUGAGGACGAUGUGAAUGCGGGAGAAAAAGAAAAACUGAAAGAAAGCUGCUGUAUUCAGAAACUUUCCAGGUGAGCAAUGAGGCGGCCAGCGGCUCUGGAGUGAAGAUCGACUCAGAUGAAUGGACCGCAGGAUGUUUUCUGGUCAGGCUGGUCUCAAUUACAGCUUCAACCUGAGCGAUGACCGGGAGCUGGUGGACGCGCCGGCGGGCACAGCCAAGCUCUCCCCGACGGGCUUCAUCGUGCUGUCGGUGGUGCUGGGCUUCAUCAUGACUUUUGGCUUUCUCAACAACUUCGUCGUUCUGCUUCUCUUUUGCAAAUUCAAAAAGCUGCGCACGCCGGUCAACAUGCUGCUGCUGAACAUCAGCGUCAGUGACAUGCUGGUCUGUUUGUUCGGAACCACGCUCAGUUUCGCCUCCAGCAUCCGCGGGAAGUGGCUGCUGGGGCGCAGCGGCUGCAGCUGGUACGGCUUCAUCAACUCCUGCUUCGGGAUCGUGUCGCUGAUCUCUCUGGUGAUCCUCUCCUACGACCGCUACAGCACUCUGACUGUAUACAACAAGCGUGGGCCUGACUACCGCAAGCCCCUUCUGGCUGUGGGGGGCUCCUGGCUGUACUCCUUGUUCUGGACAGUGCCCCCCUACUGGGCUGGAGCAGCUAUGGCAUAGAGGGGGCAGGAACAAGCUGCUCCGUCUCCUGGACGGUUAACACUGCCCAGUCACACGCCUACAUCAUUUGCCUCUUCACGUUCUGCC